AGCGAGAGGAAGAGGGACGGAGGGGGGAAGGAGGGGAGGGGGGAGUCUCUCUCUUCCAGGAAGGGAUUAUUAACCAGCGCGCUGCCGACAUGUGAGGGAAAACACGCGCGGACAAAAGAAGUUUUCACACCGACAAGAGAGCCGCGCCAUGGAGCGGCCCAGCACAUAAACACGGUGCAAGCGGCGGCGGCGGCAGCAGCAGCAGAGGGAGCGGGGCUUCAUGAGAACAAACCGCUGCCCCCUGUCCAGAGGAGGCGAGCGCUCGGUGAGCCGCUCGCUCCUGUCGCUGCAGCUGUUCGGGCUUCUGUGAAGGAAAGCGAAGAGGGAUAAAAGAAGCGAGCGACACGCGCACACAGUGUGUGUGUAUGAGAGAGAGAGAGCGCGCGAGAGAGAGAGAGGAAGCACGACGGAAAAGUGGAAGGAGAGGGAGAGAAGUUGACGGGAAAUAAUGUCUGAAUCCUCCUCCUCUGCUGCUGCGAACAAGCAGGAGAGGAGCUCUUUCAGUCCUUCCGCGAACCUGCUGCCAAACUCCACUUCCUCCCCCGUCCAUGCUCCCGCCGCGAGGCCAGCCAGCCGAAUGGAGGACGAGCCUGCCAGGCUGCCUGCGCACCUGCGUCUGCAGCCCGUGUUUUGGAGCCGGGAAGACGUGGCCCAGUGGCUGCGAUGGGCCGAGAAAGAGUUUGCCCUGCGGCCCAUCACCAGCGGCACUUUCCAGAUGAACGGCAAGGCCCUGCUUCUCCUCACCAAGGAGGACUUCCGCUACAGAUCCCCUCACUCUGGGGAUGUCCUGUAUGAGCUGCUGCAGCACAUACUGAAGCAACGGAAGUCCAGCGUGUUCUGCCCGUCUGCUUACUUUCCCGGCAACUCUUUCCAUCCGCUGCCUGAAAGCGCCGUGCAGCACCUGAAGCUCGAAGAGACGGUACGGCGGGCACCACGUGGUACAGAGCCCCUCCCGCAGAACCCGCCAACCAUCGAGCUGCGGCACCGCCGAUCUCGCUCCCGCUCCCCCCACAACCCGGCUCCACGGAGGUCCCCCCUGGAGCCCAACCGCCCCCGGUCCGCCAACGAAGACCCCCUCCAGACCUUCUCCCAGCUGCCCGACAGCAACCACCACCUGCCGGAGGAAAUGUACCCGCUGUCCGUGUCUCCGGCAGCGCCCAACGGCCCCUGCGCCACGCCCAGGGAAGCCCCGAGCCCGGGGGUCCAGGAGACGGGCCCUCCUCGCAUCAUCCAGCUCAUGCCCAGCACCAUCCUGAACCCGUUGCUCCUCAGCCCGGGCAGGGGCGGCGGGGUCGCCGGCAUGGACUUCAGGCACAGCCGCGCCGUGCCCCCCUCUCAGGUGGUGAUGGAGAACGGGCGCGAGAGCAAGGUGCACGUCCACCAUCACCAGCUGGCUCAGCAGCAGCAGCAUCUGUUGCAGCAGCAUCAGCAGGAGGAGGCGCUCUACAGGAACCACGUCAUCAUGCCCGUGUCUCCCCCAGAGGAGCAGCAGAUGCCCAUCGGGCGGAUAGCAGAUUGCAGGCUGCUGUGGGACUACGUCUACCAGCUCCUGUCAGACAGCAGGUACGAGAACUACAUCCGCUGGGAGGAUCCGGACAAUAAAGUCUUCCGCAUCAUGGACCCCAACGGCCUGGCCAGGCUCUGGGGGAACCACAAGAACAGAACCAACAUGACGUACGAGAAGAUGUCGCGAGCACUGAGACACUACGACAAGCUGACAUCUAGGAAAGAGCCGGGGCAGAGACUCCUGUUCAGGUUCAUGAAAACCCCCGACGAGAUCAUGAACGGACAGACGGAGCGGGCUGAGCACCUGGAGUCGGACACAGACGAACAAAUCUACAUCAAGGAGGAAUGCUGAAGAGCUC
This is a messenger RNA of Fundulus heteroclitus (mummichog), 1865 nucleotides long. Its product is annotated as ETS variant transcription factor 6. Gene Ontology annotation, cellular component: nucleus. Gene Ontology annotation, biological process: cell differentiation; regulation of transcription by RNA polymerase II. Lineage: Eukaryota; Metazoa; Chordata; Actinopteri; Cyprinodontiformes; Fundulidae. Gene Ontology annotation, molecular function: DNA-binding transcription factor activity, RNA polymerase II-specific; sequence-specific DNA binding. The record is from RefSeq and is a predicted model, not a curated record.